UCGACGGAACAAAGAACGAGGCACGAAAGCUGCGGCGCGCGCAUCCGGUCGCCAGCUACGGGCGCCUUCGCCAACAUGGCGUCGUCGCUCCGUCGCUCGCCCCUCGACGAAUUCCUCUCUCUACCCGUAGGCUUGGCCAAGCCUCCUCAGUACGACCAACUAUUCGCUCGCUGCGCCACGCUUCGUAGUGCCAUGAUUCCUCUCACAAACUUAUUUAGUUGAGACUAGUGCUUGCCAGUGUAGUUUAAAAGUUUAAGUACCCUUAUAGUUGAGACGUGUCGCGUGUUCAUCGAGGUUCAUCAUGACGGACAACGAGUUCACCCUGGAGGAGGACGAACGGCUCAUCGAAGAAAUCGCCAGGCGUCCAGAAAUCUACGAUCCCAAUCACGCUGGCUACAAGCAACUGACGGUGAAGGAUCAGCGUUGGGCGGACAUUGCUAAGAAACUUGAUAAAGCUGUCGAUCACUGUAAAAGGAGAUGGAAAAAUCUCAGAGAUAAUUAUUUCAAGCAAUUAAAGUCGGGGCCAAACAAAAUCAGGAGGAGAAAAAAUACUCUCUUGCAAAAAUUGACGUUUUUGGAUAGCAUCGGACCGAGAAAGCUCGUAGUGGAAGCUCCGCCCCUAAAGCGUCCCCGCCUCCGAGCCCCGACUGACGAGGGUCUCUCCGUCGACUCCUCAAACCAACAGGAAACCCUCAUGGACACGGAGGAGGUUUUCCAACCGGUGAUCCAUCAAGUGCAAGACUUCCAACAGACCGAGCACCAACCCAUGAGCGAAACUGCCACGACUGAGAACGAUCCUCUCAAAGACGUGGACAUCGUCGAGUUGCUCUCCGGGGUCCUAAAAAGGAGAGACCAAGAAAACGCCAAUUUGAUCAAUCACAUUCUGAGCCUCCAAAACCAACGCAAGAGCGAGGACGAGCUUGAACUUUUCUUCAAGUGCAUCCUAUUGACCAUGAGGAAGUUACCGCCGGCUGUUGUUUCUGAGCUGAAGGGUAAAAUAUUCGCCUUGGUUUCCGAGCAAGAAAUCAAAAUGCUGCAACCCACGCCGAGGCCUGAUUCCAGCAUGUCGGUUAAUUCUGACAUCCAACAUUAGAAUCCCUGCAUGUUUUUUCUUGACGCACUGUUAAAAACUGGGAAGCGAAAUUCGGUGCCGGAGUCUAUGUAGCGUCCAAAAACUCUGAUUGAUAAGAUUGAUAUCCUUAGUGCACUGGAAAAAAAACACAUUGGAUCUGGAGAUCAGACUCUUGAAAACAUUGACAAGAUAAAGGAC
This is a messenger RNA of Bemisia tabaci, 1270 nucleotides long. RefSeq lists its product as uncharacterized. Lineage: Eukaryota; Metazoa; Arthropoda; Insecta; Hemiptera; Aleyrodidae. Gene Ontology annotation, molecular function: DNA binding. The record is from RefSeq and is a predicted model, not a curated record.